AGGCUCCUGGAGAUGCUGCUGACUGCCCUGCACCUCCCUGCGUGAGCCAGCAGAGAAUGGAAGAGACCAGAAUCAUCUGGGCAAAGGACCCUUCACCAGGCACUGGGAUGUUGUCCCCCUGAAGAUGGGAGUUACAAAAGGCCUUGUGAACUGCACGUGUGGCUCAGACACCUGCACCGUCACACCCCUUGCACAGUAGUCCCAGGCUGCCACAGGAUAGGCAGACGCUGGCCACAGCAGCUCAUCCUAUUAACUCCCCUGUGAAAACAUUUGUGGAAGAGCUUUCCUUCUCCUCCUGUGAAUGCCAGCAGUGGGUGUCUGUGCCCCGUGUGCCGCUGCGGCGUUCCCUGCCCGCUGGUGGGGUGGGCAGCAGGCUGUGCAUCGCCCCCUUCCCCAGCGAGGCCGGCGGCAGCCGAGCACGGAGCCCUGCAGCUCUAUCCCCGGGGACAAAUGCCAGCUGCCAGACUCUUCUCUGGAGACCCAGGAGCAGCCUGUGAGGCACCAGCACUGACUGCUCCCACGGCAGCAGCGGGCGGUCCGGGACGCCUGUUGUCGCAGAUGUGACUCACGCUGGACAGGAGCGCUCCAGCUGCAGGGCACGGCAUGCAGCAGGGACAGGGGUGCUCUGCACUGACCGGGCAGCCUCACGCUGCUACUGUGGACUUUCCUCCUACUCUUCCCUAAAGGAUGCUGGCUGCCCGUCCAGAAGCUCCUGCUCAUGCAGCCUUCUAGGGUGCCAUGGCGAAGGGUCUGCAGGGCUUCUUGUGGACCAUGCUGCUGCUGUUCUGCGCCAUCCAGGAGCUGGGGACCUGGGCCAUGCACACGGCGGUGGAGGGCCCUGGCCUCGGGGAGCCCGGGGAUCCUGCACUGCUGGCCGGCGGGCGAGUGAAGCGUGGCUGGGUCUGGAAUCAGUUCUUUGUGGUGGAGGAGUACACGGGCACCGAGCCGCUGUAUGUGGGGAAGAUCCACUCGGACUCAGAUGAGGGAGACGGCUCCAUCAAGUACACCAUCUCCGGGGAGGGCGCAGGGACCAUCUUCCUCAUCGAUGAGAUCACAGGUGACAUCCACGCCACCGAGCGCCUGGACCGGGAGCAGAAAACCUUCUACACCCUGCGAGCACAGGCCCGGGACCGGCAGACGGACCAGCUGCUGGAGCCCGAGUCAGAGUUCAUCAUCAAGGUGCAGGACAUCAACGACAGCGAGCCACGCUUCCUGGAAGGGCCCUACAUCGGCAGCGUGGCGGAGCUGUCCCCCAUCGGCACCUCUGUGAUGCAGGUGAUGGCCUCCGAUGCCGACGACCCCACCUACGGGAGCAGUGCCCGGGUAGUCUACAGUGUGCUGGAGGGGGAGCAGCACUUCACUGUGGACAGCAAAACAGGUGUGAUCCGGACAGCCGUGGCAGACCUGGACCGCGAGACACAGGACCGCUAUGAGGUGGUGAUCCGUGCAACAGACAUGGCAGGACAGCUGGGUGGCCUGUCUGGCUCCACCACGGUCACCAUCGUGGUCACUGAUGUCAACGACAACCCACCACGCUUCCCUCAGAAGAUGUAUCAGUUCAGCAUUGUUGAGACGGCCCCCGUGGGCACUGCCAUCGGGAGGGUGAAGGCAGAGGACUCUGACGUCGGAGAGAACACGGACAUGACAUAUCAAGUGAAGGAUGAGGAGGGGGUGGAGAUGUUCAAAGUCACCACGGACAGCAAUACCCAAGAGGCUGUCAUCACGGUACAGAAGCCUCUUGACUACGAGUCAAAAAGAGUGCACACUGUCGUGGUGGAGGCCCUCAACAAGUUCGUGGACCCGCGGUUCGUGGACCUGGGCACCUUUCGGGACCAGACCAUUGUUCGAGUCUCAGUGCUGGACGUCGAUGAGCCCCCCGAGUUCCGGCCCCCCUCCAACCUGAUGGAGGUCCAGGAGGAUGCACAUGUUGGAUCUAUCGUGGGGGUGGUCACUGCCCUGGACCCGGACACAGCAAACCACCCUGUCCGGUACGCCAUCGACCGCAGCACGGAUGCCGAGAGGAUCUUUGACAUCGACGCCAAAACAGGGGCUAUUGUGACAGGAAAGGUGCUGGACCGGGAGACAGCAGGGUGGCACAACAUCACUGUCCUGGCAAUGGAAGCAGAUAACCAUUCCCAGGUGUCAAGGGCCUCUCUCCGGAUCCGGAUCCUGGAUGUCAAUGACAAUCCACCUGAGCUUGCCACCCCCUAUGAAGCCUCUGUGUGUGAGGAUGCCAAGCCAGGCCAGCUGAUCCAGACAAUCAGCGUUGUGGACCGGGAUGAGCCUCAGAGCGGCCAUCGUUUCUACUUCACAUUGGCACCUGAAGCCACCAACAACCACCACUUCUCUUUGCUGGAUAUCCAGGACAACACGGCAGCGGUGCACACACAGAGAGUGGGCUUCAAUCGCCAGGAGCAGGAUGUGUACCUGCUCCCCAUCCUGGUGGUGGACAGCGGCCCCCCAGCCCUGAGCAGCACAGGGACUCUGACCAUCCGUGUCUGCGGCUGUGACAGCAACGGGGCCAUCCAGUCCUGCAACAGCACAGCCUACGUCGUGUCAGCCACGCUGAGCCCCGGCGCCCUCAUCGCGCUGCUGGUCUGUGUCCUCAUUCUGGUUGUGCUGGUCCUUCUGAUCCUCACGCUGAAGCGACACCACAAAAGCCACCUGACCUCUGAGGAUGACGAGGACAUGAGGGACAAUGUCAUCAAAUACAACGAUGAAGGGGGUGGUGAGCAGGACACAGAGGCCUAUGACAUGUCAGCCCUGCGCAGCCUCUACGACUUCAGUGAGAUCAAAGCUGGUGAUGGAGGUGGGGGGCCAGGAGAGGGGGGCCCAGGCAGAAACCCAGCCUCGGAGCUCCAUGCCCUCCCACAGUGGGUGCAGAGCCCAGACCUGGACUUCUCUGUGUUCAGAGACUAUAUCUGCAGGAAGGUGGAGCAGGCAGAUGAGGACCUCUCUGUGCCGCCCUAUGACUCAUUCCAGACCUAUGCCUUCGAGGGCUCGGACUCCCCAGUGCCCUCCCUGAGCUCCAUCAACACCUGGUCCAGCAGCUCGGAGCAGGACUUCUCCUACCUGGGGGGCUGGGGGCCACGAUUCCGGCAGCUGGCAGCGCUGUACGCGGGGCGCAGGGGCGAGGAGGACGGCGAGGAGUCCUAGCUGCCCCUCCAACCCCGUGGGCUCCGGACACCUCCUGGACUGGGGCUCCAGGCCGUGAGGUGCCACACGGGAAUCGUGUGCUCCUGGGCCGGACUCCAUGGCUGCCGGCCAGAGGCUGCACCGCGGGCACCGGGCCACUGCUCCUCCGCAGCUGCCUUUGGGCUCGGGUGGGCUCCACACUCACGUGGGGAGGCUGGGGAGCCCAGAGGAGCCACCGGGCUGUCCUCAUCUCCUCAAAGCCAGUCUCCAUUAAAGCACUACGCAUUGACUUAAGAAGGAGAAAAUCUAAUUCAAGAGGGU
Messenger RNA from Pseudopodoces humilis (Tibetan ground-tit), 3456 nucleotides. RefSeq names its product cadherin 22 (gene CDH22). Gene Ontology annotation, cellular component: adherens junction; plasma membrane; catenin complex. Gene Ontology annotation, biological process: multicellular organism development; homophilic cell-cell adhesion; calcium-dependent cell-cell adhesion. Gene Ontology annotation, molecular function: beta-catenin binding; calcium ion binding; cadherin binding. Lineage: Eukaryota; Metazoa; Chordata; Aves; Passeriformes; Paridae. The record is from RefSeq and is a predicted model, not a curated record.